UGAAUGCCUAAUCCUAAACCUCAGCCUAAACCUAACCAUAACCUAAUUGGAAGCCUGACACUAAAACCACAUUUUGAGCCCAAACAUUGCCUUCAAAUUCGUAGGGAUGGGCAUUUUAUCACCAUAGGUGACUGCUAGUAAAGCAGAAGUAGAAUAUGAAACCUUUAUAUAAACAGCAGUCCAUUUAACAUUUAUUUAGUUGUUGCAAUCAACUCAUUUAAAUAUUUCAGAUCAACAGAAACAUUUUAAUUAUAUUAAACAAAGGUAACCAAGGUAAAUACAAAAUACUUUCAAGUGAUGAUUUCAUUUCUUAAGGAUAAAAAGAUAUCCCCCUACAGCCUUUGGCAAUUCAGAGUGGAAACAUUUUGUGGAAAUUUCACAUUGCUAUUAUCAAUAUUUCUUGUAACUUUGUAACUGUUCCAAGUGAAUUGAGAACAUCAGAGACAUUAACUGUACCUACUGAGUAGCUACAUUUCUGUUAUACAACAAGGGAAGACCAAAGGGAAAGCCAAGCAAUUGCUUAGUCAGCUCUUUUUCUUCAGUAUAUUGAGAACACAACACAUCUUCUGCUAAAAAAAAGAGCAAGUCAUAAGGUUUCACUGCUGUCUGCAAAGCAUGGGGAAAAAACUAAAUCCUGGAGAAAUCGCUUUGUGUGAAAAAUAAUCUUGAGCAUUGAAUCAAUAAGAUGCUCUAAAGACUUGCACCCUGCCAUUACUUAACCCAACUUCUCUUACAUUUACUAACAAGAAUAUAUAUCAUUAGUUCAUCAAGUUUAAUAAAACUAAAAUUGAAAAUUUGAGGAAAAAAAAACUUUGUUGAUGAAGAUUUAGCAAUUUUAUUGUGUUUGUAACUGUAUUUGCAACAUUUGUAACAUUAUUGUUUUGGAAGAUUUUAUAAGAUGGAAUUUUGUUUGGAUAUAUGGUGUUAUUAAUAAGUGCUCUUAUUAAUGUAGCUUUAUAAAAACUUUUGCUCCUGCAAAAGGAAUUUAGGAAUUUAGUGUCUUUGCAUGUGAAGCUAAAUACUGAAGUCGUCACUUCGUGAACAUGCAGGGGCAAGCCCGUCUUGUUGUCAUGCAUACAAAAGAAAUGUUGGAAUGUGGUAAGAACAAGAAAAUGUUGGGAAAAUUAAGAAAUGAUUUCAUUAAUGAAAUUCCAUCUUUUAUACUUUGCCCCUUUUAAAGACAGAAAAAGAGCAAUAAGUCUGGCAUCAGCACAAAUCUGUCCAAGCAAGAUGAAUAUCAAUAUCAGGGCCUCGAACCUAACUGGUGUUUGUUUCCUUUUAUGACAGAUCUCAUUCUUGUUACAAAAUGUAUGGAGUGAAACUGAUUCAUGAAACACAGCAUAUUUUAUUCCUGUUUGUCAGCGCAAUGGCCCUGAUAUCCUCCUGUAGGUCCUUACCAAGGACAGACUACCCUAUCCUUCCUGGACCAUGACACCAUCACUUCAUGUUCAUGUGGAAUGCUCCAACUGAACUGUGUAACAUCCACUUUGGUAUGCCCCUUGACCUCUCCUACUUCAGCUUUGUCAGCAGCACCCUGAAAACGGUGACCAACCAAAGCAUCUCCAUAUUUUACAUUGACCGCUUUGGCAUCUUUCCCUAUAUUGACGAAGACACUGGAGAAAUGCAUGAUGAAGGUUUGCCGCAAAUAAUAGACAUGCAGGACCACCAUGACGAUGCUGCAGAUGACAUCAAGCACUAUAUUCCCACCGAUGGACCUGGCCUGGCUGUGCUUGACUUUGAAGAGUGGAGACCGCAGUGGAUUCGAAACUGGGGAAGCAAAGAUAUCUACAGAGAGGUUUCAAUCGAAAAGGUCAAAAAGAAGAACACUUCACUUUCUGAAGAUGAGGCAGAGGAAAGGGCAACGAUUGUGUUUGAAAGAGCAGCCAAGAGGUAUUUUGUCCAAAUCAUCCAAAUUGGGAAGAAACUGAGGCCAAAAAGACUUUGGGGUUACUACUUGUAUCCUGAGUGCUAUAACUAUGACUACAACCAGGACAUGGUGGGCUUCACUGGAGAGUGUCCUGAUAUUGAGAAGCAGAGGAAUGACAAUCUUUUGUGGCUCUGAAAAGAGUCCACGGCACUCUUUCCUUCCAUCUACCUGGAGUUGGUCCUCAAAGACUCCUGGAAAGCUCGUUUGUUUGUUCGCCAUCGCAUCCAGGAAGCCAUGAAGGUAUCAACCCUCCCCCAAAGCACCUAUUCAAUCCCUAUCUAUGCCUACAUAAGACCUGUGUACAAGGACAGCGUUGAUGACUAUGUGUCAGAAUUUGAUCUGGUUAACACCACUGGAGAAGCUGCUGCUCUGGGUGCUGCUGGCGUCAUAUCUUGGGGAGACAUGAAUGUCACAGACACAGAGGACUCUUGCUUUGAUGCACAACAUCACUUGGAGCAGGUUAUAAACAGGUACAUUGUGAAUGUUUCCACUGCAACACGCCUCUGCAGUGAUGCACUUUGCCAGGGCCAAGGUCACUGUAUAAGGAAGCACUGGGAUGAUGACGUGUUCCUUCAUCUGCACUCAUGUCACUACCAGAUCAAGCAGCAACACCGGGGUGGACCUUUGACUGUGAGCGGUGGUCUCUCACAAGAUGACAUCAACUUGUUUGACAAAAACUUUGACUGCAAGUGCUAUACUGAAAAGCCAUGCCGGUCGGUCAUUACGCUCAAUGUCAUUCACGACGCAGUCAUCAACACAAGGAACCGCGCUGCUGAUAGGACACACUCCAUCCUCCAUGUACAUUUAUAUUUGUGUGUCUUGGUGUGGGUGUUUGUGAGUGAGUAAGUGAGUGUGUUUGUGUAUGUGUGUUUGCCUUUGCCUCCGGUGGAUAGACGAUCAUAAGUUUGUUUAAAGGAACUUUUUAUUUCAUUUCAACAGCCUUCUUUCAUAAAAUAUGUCUAAACUAAAAAAGGGUUAAAAUGGACUGUGAUUACCUGUCAAUUAUAUACCGAUAAUUGACACCAAAGAUCAGAAAGAACUGGGUAUAUCCUGUGCCAUGUUCCAUAAUGGCUCUUAUCGUGCCACAAGAGGUCAUCACAGUAGGAGUUUUUACCAGCACAAAAUUCACAACCAAAUACUGCCUUAUGCUAUUAUUAUUAGGCAUUUACACAAUAAAAGCCUCCCAAAAUUUAAUCAAUAAAAAAUGCAACAUUGUGAUGCUAAAAUUAACAACCUCAGGCCCUGCUACUGGCCCUCGCAUUGGCUCUUAUCUGCUGUGGUACUUAAAGCCAGCUGGUUAAUAAAAUAACUAUGAUAACAAUUAUCAGCUGCAACUAACAUAAUUUCUUUGUCACUGUACUAGUGAGUAGUGAAUAUAAGAUGCUUAGCAUUAGGAUUUUUGAACAAUUUAGUGUCAGGUGUGUUUUAAUAACAGACACAGGUGGUGCUCUUUCUAUGACACCAACUUAAGCAACCCCCUUUUCUAUCUGAAAAAAGAACAUCAUUUUAUUUCCAAAUCAAAAUUUUUUGCACCUCUUAAAAAGAUAUGCAUUACAAACAACUGGAAUAAGCAAGACAUUCAACUGAAUUUUAAUGAGGUCCAGAAAGGGCAUUUUUCUUGCACUGAAAAAUAAAGUUGCAUGCAAAAAUACGCAUGCUAAAAAUUCUACAAUUCCAUAAAUGUUUCUGCCAUAAAAAACAGAAAGAACUACUACUGUGGUAUUUCAACCCUAAGUGUUAGAAAAGAUGAUCACUUAUAAUAGUGGGAGAUUUGAGUUAAAAGUGCCCAUAUUUUACAGGAAAAGUUUAACUGGGAUGCAGAGUGGAAGACUAUUACCACACUCACAUCCACAUGUUAAACACAGGGCUACAGCUGGUUAGAUUAGCUUACCAUAAAGACUGGAAAUAAGUGGAGACUAACCUGCCUCAAUACAAUGAUUCAAAACGUUAAAGUGACAACAGGAUGCAUUGUCCGCUGUAAAAAAAAUGUGCUGUAUUGUGGUAUGUGCAGACUGCAGUACUGAGACAUUCACUCAUUGUUUAGUUGUGUGAAUAACUGAAUUCCAGGGCACAGUGACAUUUUAUGUUAGAACACAUGUUUGGCUUCUGUUCACGUCCUCUCAUCUAUAUUCAGGAGUGGUCAGCAUUCAGAAGAAUUCAGUAUCUGCCUGCCUGUUGUGGGCUGCAUGAAUAUUUUAUGUCUGGGUUCUCUUCCUGGUUUCUGCUGUGAUUUAAAAGUUUAGCAACCAUUUGAAAUUCUGAGCUUUUUCCUUCUUUGUUUUGUUUUGUUUUUUUCUUUGAUUCUUACACAGUUAAUUAGAAUGUGAUCAGAAGUAAACUGCUGUAGAAAAACAAUAGGCACUACUUUUUUAUUACUUAGAUUCAGAUGAAAUUACAUAAAACAACACUGUCAUCAAACAAAACAGCCAAGCAAAAGUAAGACUCCAUAUGCAGGCUGGUACUUUUCAAAACAUUGUAUUACCAGAUAAUUAUCGGUGAUUUGCAUAUCACCUUAAUGUUGCAGCUAGAUUAUACAUUGCUGGUUAGCUUUAUAUAUAAAAAUACAUCUUAUAGUUUUACUAGAUUUGGAUUUAAAGACUGUAAAAAUAUAUAUAUAUAUAUAUAUGAAUAACUAAACCAGGGGUCCUGUUCUCCUCUUCACUGGUAUCUCAGCACUGGUGUACUUAUCUUACAGGUGCGUCUUUAACAUUUGAACUAGAGCUCCUUAACAGCUGACAGACAUUAAUGAUCAAAAACAUAAUACUGAAUCACAGUGUAACAGCUGUCCUCUGAAAUCUAGCUAAGUGACCUUACAAUUACACGCACAGACAUAAUCAAAGGAUUGGAUACAUAACUACUUUGCAGCUUUGUGCAGUGAUUUACACAGUCAGACAAAUUCUGCGACUAUUUUAGUCAUUUUAAAAAGUAAACAAAUACAUCCAACACUGUUAACUAAACCUCAGCAUAGGGUUAGGUGUAGAGGGGAAAGUUGAACAAGACAGGUGAACAUAAUUUCGUCACUCUUUGGUGAUACUAUUUCCACCGUGAGGCCUCACUGUACAUGUAUAAACUGUCAAAAAAGAACUGAUCCACAGUCUCUUCCUGGUAGAGCCGUCACCCUUUGUGCUUUGGCAGUCUGGUCCCAGCCUGGCCCAGCUUGGCUCAGCUCAGCUGCCUGUAUAAUCUGUUCUGUCAGAUGGAAACUGUCGUCCGGGGGUAAUAAGAGCUUUAUUGUCCUGAUUCUUCUGCUUUGUUGGGGAUUGCAGAGCAUUUCUAGGUCACUGGCUGUGACUGAAUGUUCUGCUGACCAUACUGAUGCUUCACUGAGGAAACGCACUCGCUUCCCAUGCUGAUCCUACACCACCCUUUCACCCAGCACUUUUGGGGGAACACAAUUAGAAAUCCAGGUUCCGCAGCCAGAUUGCAAUUUACCAAAGGAUCACAGCUUCUGUUUUCUGUCAGAGCAGAUAUAUUAUGGAUACUGACGCACAAUUAAUAGGCUCUUUCAUUGUGAUAAUUGGGCAGAAAGGCCCCAUGAUCAUUUCCCCCACUUUUCUCCUCGUAAUUAUCUUCUUUCACCCUGUUCUCUUUCAGAUAGGUUAAGCACACAUUAAUGUUCCCACCUUAGAUUUAGAUGCUACAACCAGAGGUAUCAGUUAUUCCUGAUGAUCGUAAGCUAUUUAGCAGUAUCUUGCAUGUAAAAAUGUGAACCUAAUAUAUAACACUGAAACUGUAGCUAAAUGAAAUGUUUUUGUUAAAAACUGGAGCCAAAGUUCUGCUAAAAGAUUACAAAUUGUGUUGCAGUGGUCACUAAGUCAGAUGAGGCAAUUAUCAAGUCAUAAAAUUUUGGCUGUUCCUGACUGAGACCCAAAAAGUUACCUGUCUUUCACAAGGUAUGAGGUCCUAUAGGAGGCUGUGAUAAAAACUGAUGCAGUUUUUAUGCAGUUUGUGUGGUACAGACUGUGUGAUAUUAUUUGAUUUCACAUAUCAGUCUAGCUGUCAAGAUUAAUGCUCUUUUGAUUUGUUAAAACAAGCAACAACCUGCAGGCUCCCAAAAUGAGUCAUUCUCCAUAGACUUGGAUGUCAAAAUGUCAUCUUUACUACGUUUGUGGUCUUAUGUGGUAUUUUUUUCACUCUCGUUCUGAAAGUCUCCAUUUUUUUCUUUCUUUCGCAAUCCCAGAAGCCCAUUCUGCCUUGAUUAGUGCACACAAUCUCACUAUUGUGACACCUCUAGCUAAACUCUUCCCAGGCGUCUGCUAUAACCAGCUUUGUUGAAGCAUGUACCAAACAUGCUGCUGGAAGGAAUUAUGCAAAUGUGUUCCAUGGGAAAAAACAUACCAAAAGAAAGCCUGCCAAUAAGGCAUAUCAGGCAGUGGGAGAAAGUCUCUUUGGCCUUUGCAACUUUGCAAAUGUUUUACAUAUGAAGCAAAAGCUUUAAUACUCCAAAGGAAAGAGAAAGCCCCGGAAAGCAUAACAUGGUCUCUCUUUGUGUAUUGUCAUUCAAAGCAGCAAGUGGUCCUGAGGAAAUAAUGAAACAACUAGAUUUAACACAGCCUAAAACAAGAAUGCAGAUUGUUGAACAAAACACCGUCUGCAUACAUAUUUCUUU
This is a messenger RNA of Haplochromis burtoni (Burton's mouthbrooder), 6536 nucleotides long. Its product is annotated as hyaluronidase PH-20-like. Gene Ontology annotation, cellular component: acrosomal vesicle. The transcript has 4 exons. Gene Ontology annotation, biological process: carbohydrate metabolic process; hyaluronan catabolic process. Lineage: Eukaryota; Metazoa; Chordata; Actinopteri; Cichliformes; Cichlidae. The record is from RefSeq and is a predicted model, not a curated record. Gene Ontology annotation, molecular function: hyalurononglucosaminidase activity.